CAGAUCAGAACAGCCAACAACAAUGUACAAGCUCUUCGUUCUUGCCGCUCUUGCAGCCUGCGCUAGCGCCGCUCCCGGCUUCCCAGCAGUCGCCGUCUCCCCGGCCGUCGGCUCGUCCGUCCAAUCGGUCAGCAGAUCCUACGACGGAAGCUCGUCCGUUUCCCAGUACUCGAAAGCCGUGGACACAGCUUUCUCAUCCGUGCGCAAGUAUGACACAAGAGUGACCAACGAUGCCCGCUACCUCGCCGACGCAGUGGUAGCCGCACCCGCCGUCACCACCUACGCCCACGCCCCAGUUGUAGCCGCCCCCGCAGUCACCACCUACUCCCACGCCCCAGUUGUAGCCGCCCCCGCAGUCGCCACCUACGCCCACGCCGCCCCCGUCGCCCACGGUCUCCUCGGAGUCGCUUACUCCGCCGCCCCCGCAGUCUCACACCUUUCCUUCGAUGGAUUCGGUGCACAUUACGUGUGGUAAUAAACUUCCUCAUCCCAUUUCUUCUCCUUUAUAUUUAUUGAUCCAAUAAAUAACUUUAAAACAU
Cimex lectularius (bed bug) is the source of this 539-nucleotide messenger RNA. Its product is annotated as larval/pupal cuticle protein H1C-like. Lineage: Eukaryota; Metazoa; Arthropoda; Insecta; Hemiptera; Cimicidae. The transcript has 2 exons. The record is from RefSeq and is a predicted model, not a curated record. Bases 23 to 475 code for a protein of 150 amino acids.